UCUGUCUCAGCGAGGACCAGUCUCUCGCUGCAGCUGCAUCCCGGAUUGAGCAUCAUCAGACUGGAAGCGAGAGAAGGGAGGCAAGAAAGCGUCGUCGACGCUCCAACCAUUAUCGGUCCUUUCGGAAAACGGAGGAUUGUAGCUUCACGGCUGACAUAUUACGCAGACCUAAAGACAUAUAAAGGAGAGAAGUAGUUCUACAUGGAAAUAAAAUAGAGACUUAUAAUUUUUACUUUUUUAUUUUAUUUUCUGACAGCAACGCAGCCUUUACUGAGUUUCAAAAUGGCUGAGAUUACCAACAUAAAACCAGUGUAUGAUGUGUCCCCAGUGUUGGCGGGCUUCAUAGGCGCAGGGGUCCUGGUGGUGGUGGUGGUGGUGGCCGUCUUCCUGUGGACCUGCUGCCAGCGGCGCUACCGCCAGAUGACGGGCAGCUACAAGCUCCACUCCAGCCACUGCGACUCGGCCACCGACCCGCCCUACAAGUUCAUCCACAUGCUGAAGGGCAUCAGCAUCUACCCCGAGACACUCAGCAACAGCAAGAAGGUGGUGAGGCUGGCGCGGCGCCCGGGGGGCCGGGUGGAGCGGGACGCGGAGUGGGGCAGAGCGAGCGCCGGCAGCGGAGGGGUUCUCAUGGUGGACGCGGCCGACAACAGCAUGCUCAACACCCCCAACCUGCAGAUGAACCACCUCGUCCCCAGCGGGCAACCUAAACUGGAGCGCGACCUGCCCAUCCGGGCUGACUACUGCUGCUUGGACAGCAGCUCGGCCAGCAGCAGCGAGACCAACAGCACUGUCGCCAGCAAGACGGCCACACCCUUCACUCCCGCCGAGGAACCCAACCUGGGAACGCUCACCCUGGCCGUGGACUACAACUUCCCUAAGAAGGCGCUGGUGGUGACCAUCCAGGAGGCCCGGGGCCUGCCAGUCGUGGACGAGCAGUCGGGCAGCUCCGACCCCUACGUGAAGAUGACCAUCUUACCCGAGAAGAAGCACCGUGUCAAGACCCGCGUGCUGCGCAAGACGCUGGAGCCUGUCUUCGACGAGACCUUCACCUUCUACGGUGUACCGUACAGCUCUCUGCCCGACCUGGUGCUGCACUUCCUCGUGCUCAGCUUCGACCGCUUCUCCCGCGAUGACGUCAUCGGCGAGGCCAUGGUGCCGUUGGCUGGUGUGGACCCCAGCACUGGCCGCGUUCAGCUCACCCAGCAGAUCUGCAAGAGGAGCUUACAGUGUGUGAAUCGUGGGGAGCUGCUGGUGUCUCUGUCCUACCAGCCUGUCACCCACAGACUGAGUGUGGUAGUGCUGAAGGCCAAACACCUGCCCAAGAUGGACAUCACUGGCCUGUCUGGCAAUCCCUAUGUGAAAGUAAACGUGUUCUACGGCCGCAAGCGUAUCGCCAAGAAGAAGACUCAUGUGAAGAAAUGCACGCUCAACCCCAUAUUCAAUGAGUCCUUCAUCUAUGAUGUGCCUGCUGAGCUGCUGCCUGACAUCUCAGUGGAGUUUCUGGUCAUCGAUUUCGACCGCACCACCAAGAACGAAGUGGUGGGCCGGCUAGUGCUGGGUACCCACAGCCCCUGCUCUUCUGGCGCCACCCACUGGCGGGAGGUCUGUGAAAGCCCCCGCAGGCAAAUUGCAAAGUGGCACACCCUCAGCGAGUACUAGUGCCACAUGCACACCUCCACACACACACAGAGGAGUCUGAUAAGAGACCCCUCUUUUAGAGAGAGAGAGAGAGAGAGAGGUGUGUGUUCUCACGUCAUGCAUUCUUAUUAAAGACAAGCAAAUAAGCAAAACUCUGGAGGGACUUGUGAAGUGAACUUUUUUCAUCAAAAUAAUUAUGAUGGUGAUGAUUAUAACGGGGUCCAGAAACAUUAUAAAAGGACUGUUUGUUUGUAUGUGUGUUUGUUUGAGUUGUAUCUCAAACAAACACACAUACACAUGUGGACACCCACACGUUUACCCAAGUAUAAAAACAGACACAUUCACACAUACAUACAUAUCCUGAGACGACAACAACAAAAGACAGAUUGAUCAUAAAGAACCAAAAUAUGAUUAGAAAUAUACAUACAUAUAUAUAUAAAUAUAAAUAUAUAAGACUGUUAAAAAUGUAUUGGGUCUUGUUCUGUGUGGUUAAGGAUGUUCAGAGGCAUGACCCAAAUAAUGUUCACACACACAAAAAAACUGUGACAUGUGAAAUUCACAACCUUUCCCUUCCCUCAACUCCCACUCCUUUGGCUGUAUAUUGGUGGUAUAUACGUUCAAUGUAUUGCAUGUUUGAACAAUGAAAAAACAUUGGACAUGAUAAAGUGCAUAUUACUGGAACUCUGAACGAUAAGCUCUUUUUUCUCUCAUUUCUGAUUCUAACAAAUUGGUGUCCACAACAUUUGUACUAAUACUAUCAGCUAAAAAAGGUGAAUUUAGAAGGGGGUCAUCCUAUCAUGCUGUGAAAUCUCAGAACAAGGGGGGGAAUUGGUUGGAGAUUCAGGGGAUCAUUGAAGAAAUAUCUUGAGAGUAUGCUGUUUCUUAAAAAAAAAAAACAAUUGGCAUUAAUGAAAGGGAUAAUUGCAGGGCUCAUGUCAGCUGUAAAACCUGGUAAUGACACUGGUAUUGGUACAAUGUGGACAUGGCAGACAUUUCAGUAACACUUUAGAAUAUGAUCCACUUACAUACUAUCUGUAAAGCAUUAGUACUCAUUAACAAAUAUAAUGGGGACAUUUGGUCCAGUAUUAAUAAAUGGUAGUAAAUCUGUCAUUAAGGAAGUUGCCAGAUUCCACAAAUUCCACACAAGUUUGUAUAUGCACUGUUGAGAUGGGAAUAUGUAAUAUAUCAACAGUGUGUGUUGUAAAUUUUAAAAUUUAGAAUUUUGAUGAUUAAAUUUUGUUAAUCUUGCAACUCUGGCCUCUCCAGUGAUAACACAUUUACUAACAUUACUCUUGGAUGUAACCACAAUAUAUUUGUUAAUGCAUAUAAUGCCGUUAUUGAUGCUUUGGCUUCAUGCACAUACUGUAUUUUAAAGUGUUACAGACAGACAGCUCUGUUUGAUGUUUGUACAAAAUGCCUGGACAGUAGUUUCCCCGUUAUUUAUAAAUGUUGACUGUAAAUAUUAAACUGGAGGUAUUCUCACCAAGCAGUGCGUUGACAGGUCGUUGAAAUUGGCAGAGGGUAAUGUUCAGAUUUCAUAUAUCAGUUUUACUGAAAAAAUAUUCUGUUUUCUUUUCAGUUUUAAGUACAGUAUUUUAUCAUUUGUGAGAACAGUGUAAGAUUGUCCAUGAUGUUAUGGCUGUUGUUUGCCCGCUUCAGUUCCAAAGGGUAAUUUGUGCAGACCUACUGUGAAUGUAAUCAUCCAAACCGGCACUCCGUUAUCCAUGAACUUUUUGACCAGACUGAAUCAUAUCACUAUCAGUUUAAGAUUUGAUUACACACCUGUCAAAGAUCAAGAGGC
Megalops cyprinoides (Indo-Pacific tarpon) is the source of this 3442-nucleotide messenger RNA. RefSeq names its product synaptotagmin XIb (gene syt11b). Gene Ontology annotation, molecular function: calcium ion binding; phosphatidylserine binding; SNARE binding. The record is from RefSeq and is a predicted model, not a curated record. Gene Ontology annotation, cellular component: axon; membrane; synapse. Bases 283 to 1662 code for a protein of 459 amino acids. The transcript is spliced from 4 exons. Gene Ontology annotation, biological process: vesicle fusion; cellular response to calcium ion; regulation of dopamine secretion. NCBI's taxonomy places the organism in Eukaryota, Metazoa, Chordata, Actinopteri, Elopiformes, Megalopidae.